CAGUGGGCACGCUGCGCUGCCUCCCUCCUCCUCCUCUUCAUCGCGCUUUGUGGUGCACAUGGUCUCUCGCGCGCUUUAGUCAGUGUGCCUGUGAGCCCUGAACACAGAGCUGAGCGGCUCCGCACAGAUAAACUCUGAGAGUUACAGAUUUGAUCCCAGCCUUUGAAGCAGAGCAGUGAUCCACUCCGUUCAGAAGAACAAUGACUGCAAUUAAUACUCCUCGAGACAGGUACAACGCAGUAUGGAUCAUCUUUUUCAUCUUGGGGCUGGGAACUCUCCUGCCAUGGAACUUCUUCAUGACUGCCACCAUGUAUUUCACCAGCCGGCUAAAAGAAACGUCUACGAAUGGGGCUGCACAAAACCAGACAUCCAACAGCUCAGAGGCAGGAGGUGACACACGUACUGUCCUGGAGGCCAAGUUCAAUAAUGUGAUGACCUUAUGUGCCAUGGUGCCACUGCUCAUCUUUACCUGUCUCAACUCCUUCAUCCAUCAGAGGAUCCCUCAGAAGCUGAGGAUCUCUGGGAGUCUCUCAGUCAUUCUGGUGGUGUUUCUAAUUACUGCUAUAUUGGUGAAGGUGGACAUGGAGCCUCUGCCCUUUUUCACUUUCACCAUGAUCAAAAUCGUCUGCAUCAACUCGUUCGGUGCGAUUCUGCAGGGUAGCCUGUUUGGUCUGGCAGGAAUGCUCCCAGCCUCCUAUACAACUCCCAUAAUGAGCGGCCAGGGGCUGGCUGGAGCCUUCGCAGCGUUUUCCAUGAUCUGCGCUCUUGCCACUGGCUCAAAGUUGCAGGACAGUGCUUUUGGAUACUUCAUCACUGCCUGUGUUGUAAUACUCCUAGCCAUCAUCUCCUACCAUGCCCUGCCAAAGAUGGAGUUUUUCCAGUAUUACUCAGACACCAGUAGCCCCAGACCCGGCAGUGAUGAGGAGAACAAGAUGGACUUGUUGAGUAAAGAAGCCGCUGGAGAGAAGAGACCUGUAGUGAGUCUCACUGAUGAGGACACACAUACAGUGUCUGUGUUUGCCAUCUUCAAAAAGAUCUGGGUGAUGGCUCUGUCUGUGUGCUUUGUCUUCACGAUCACCAUUGGCACGUUCCCUGCUGUGACUGUGGAGGUUAAGUCCACUGUGAAAAAUGAUGAGAUUUGGGACACCUACUUCAUUCCUGUGUCCUGCUUCUUGCUCUUCAAUUUGAUGGACUGGGCUGGAAGGAGCUUGACUGCAGUGUGUAUGUGGCCUGGCAAAGACAGCAUCUGGCUGCCCAUUCUGGUAAUAGCACGUGUGGUGUUCGUCCCUCUCUUCGUUCUGUGUAACGUGCAGCCCAGGUACUAUCUGCCAGUUGUAUUCGCCCACGAUGCCUGGUACAUCAUCUUCAUGAUCCUCUUCUCGUUCAGUAACGGUUACCUGGCCAGCCUCUGCAUGUGCUUCGGACCCAAGAAAGUGUCCCAGCAUGAAGCGGAGACCGCAGGGGCCAUCAUGGCUUUCUUCCUCUCGCUGGGCCUGGCGCUGGGAGCAGCUCUGUCCUUUGGCUUCAGGGCCAUGAUCUAGAACCUUUGGUUCUGCAGCCACUCGUCAUGGUGCCUCCUAGGGAAAGUUACAAACCAUUGCCAACUGUGCCAGUCUGAAAACGAAGAGACAGAUUAAUAAUUGGACUCAAUCUGAGAAAACAGAAAAUGUUACUUAUAUUGGAAGACUUCUCAUUUUUACGGCAUUGUUCUUAUACAUUCACACAAAGCAGAGUUGCAGGAAACUGGAAAAGACCGUGUUGGGGAGGCAGAUGUUGGUGUAAAAGAAUCAGGUUCUCAGUUAUACACUUGAGCCAUUUGUACAAGCCAAAAGCAAUUUGUAUUUUAUUUUGACUGUUUUAUUUUUGUUUGUAUUUAGAAGUUUAGAGGUUAAAGAGAGAAGUGAGAGUUUAGUGUAGUAUUAGAAGAACCAUUUGCUCUUUUGAUGAGAUGUUUGUUUUUUAAAAAUGCCUUACUCUUACUCUAGUAUCAUUUGUAAUGUUUGUAUUUAAAGUAAUAGUAAUACAUAGUGACAGUAUGAACUUCAGCUGUAAACGAGGACAAUAGUGGUGCAUUAUUGUUGACAUAGCGUGCCUUUAAAAUAAUUUCUCUAGUUAUUAUUCUGAAACUACGUAUGGACAGUUCAAAUUAAUGAUCAUUUUAGUCCUUUUUAUAGUUUAGCUCACUUCUGUUUUAUUUUUUUAUGUUUUUUAAUAUGUUCAGUUACUAUUUGUGGAAUGCGUUUGUUUAAUUAAUGAAGAACAAGAUGCCUAACUGGCUUA
Astyanax mexicanus (Mexican tetra) is the source of this 2280-nucleotide messenger RNA. It is a transcript of the gene slc29a1a, whose product is annotated as solute carrier family 29 member 1a. The coding region runs from base 201 to 1541 and encodes 446 amino acids. Gene Ontology annotation, biological process: uridine transmembrane transport; nucleoside transmembrane transport. The transcript is spliced from 13 exons. Lineage: Eukaryota; Metazoa; Chordata; Actinopteri; Characiformes; Acestrorhamphidae. Gene Ontology annotation, cellular component: plasma membrane. The record is from RefSeq and is a predicted model, not a curated record. Gene Ontology annotation, molecular function: nucleoside transmembrane transporter activity.